CCGAACCGAAGUUUUAAUACCUAUACAUAAAUACCCUUAACUGAUAACUUGAAUCAUAUGCACAGGCACCCGUGAACUACCGGCAAGACUGAUUGGCGAUUACAUAUGAAAAAGAUAAUGGAAAAGGCAAUUAUAUCCGGAUUAACAUUUUUCUUCAUCGUAAUUUUAUAUAUCGAUGGCGGCCUUUGUGUGUGUUUGAAUAGCACACACUUCAAAAUGACAGGUACUUCCAACACCAUUAUCAACAAUAAUUGGUUCUUCAAUUGCACCGGUGCCAAAUUCUUGGACAUGUCCAACAACCAAUUUAUUAAAGUGGGGAAUGAAUCAUUCGACACAUUGUGGAGAAUUCAAGAGCUAAAUCUCGGCUAUAACAACAUUUCUGUGAUAGAGCCGGAAGCUUUAGCUAUUAUGCGUAGCCUGGAACAUCUCUACAUUGAUCAUAAUGAACUAGUUGAGCUUCCAUUGGACUUCUUUAUCAACAAAAACAACUUGAUCUCUGUUGAUCUCUCAUACAAUAACAUUACACAUAUUCCUCUGGCAGUGUUUAACUACAGUAUGAUAAAACUUGAUAGAGUAUUACUUCACCACAAUCAGAUUACAGCAUGUGAACCCUGGGCUUACGUUAAACAAGCUAUACGACUUGUAGACGUAAGGUAUAACCAAGUGUCAACAUUCACCAAUGACGCUAAUUGGACAUACACGUCCAGAACGGUUUAUGACGAGGCAUCAACAGACCUGCGAUAUAACUUAAUCACCGACUGGCGAGACUCGUAUUUACAACAGUACAAAUCACCUUCUGUAGAAAGUUCUGGAAUUGAAACAUUACUGGUUGAGCUAUUACCAGACAUUCGUGAAAAUCCAUUUAAGUGCGACUGUUAUACUCAUCAUUUGGUAAAACGUGUCCGGGCGUCAUUUUUCAGGUGGUCAAACAGCGAGUAUCUUGACAUAACAUGUUAUAAUCCUCCAAACUUACGAGGGAAACGUGCUUUCUAUGACGUGGCCCUCACUGAACUUGUUUGUAACAUAACGAAUGAUUGUCCUGCAGGGUGUCUAUGCCAAGACAGACCAGAAGAUGGCAUACUGAAUGUUGACUGCGGCGAUUUAAAUAUGACUGUUAUGCCAACAGUUUUACCAGUAAGUCCAUACAAUGACAUCCAUGUGCAAUUGGGAAACAAUGAAAUCAAUCAACUAUCGAACGUAACUUACUUACAGUACGUUACAAAUUUGUCAAUGCCUAGUAAUUUCCUUACCGAAAUCCCUGACUUUGUCAUGGACGAAUUGGCAAGAAAGAAAAAUGCUAUGGUUGACUUCCGAAACAACUCGCUCACAGUGAUCCCAAAAGGAGCGCAAAAUAUAAAGUUCGAAAACACCCAGUUUCAAGGAAAUAAUCUUGAGUGUUCAUGUGAAAUGCUCUGGAUGGUAGAAUGGAUCAAUCUGGCACCUAGAUACGCCGAUAAAAGUCUAAGCUGUAAACUUGAUGGAAAAGUGUACAAAAUAACCGAUCUUAAUGAAGAUAUUUUGGAAUGCAAUGAAAUUGACAGUGUCAUUCUCAUUGUCAUACUAUCCCUCGUUCUUGUUGUUGUUAUUGCAUUGUUGAUUACCGCUAAACGAUGUCCCUACGAGACGAAAGUGCUUAUAUUCAAAAUAUUUCGUAUUCACCCAUCUGAUAAGUACGAAGUGGACAAUAACGCCGACAAAUCAUAUGACAUGUAUGUGUCGUUUGAUGAUGACGAUCCCUACGUCACGCAAUGGGUCAAAAAGGUUCUGUUCAAACAACUGGAGGAAAAGAAGCCUAGAUAUAAGUUAAGUGUUUACCAAAGAAAUGGUCCACCUGGCCCAGAAGCUGAUUCCAGAUUACAACUUAUUGAUGAAAGCAAACGUCUUUUAAUAAUUCUAAGUGAAAACUAUGAGAAUCAUACGUGGUGUGAGUACGAGCUUUGCCAUUCUGAAACAUUAGAGCAAAACGAAGGACGAAUCAUAUAUUUACUGUAUGAUAAGGUGGCAGAGGAAAUUUCGAAGAAAGAGCCAUGGUUAUCUAAAAUGAAAGACAGAAAAGUUUUCAAGUUGCAUGAGAAAAUGUUUUGGUCAAAAAUUCGAUACGAGCUUCCUAUGAAACGUAUUUCUAAUAAUAAGCCCAAACCAGUGCGACAACCAGAAUAUGCAAACAUAAACGUAUAAACUAACUAUGGCAUUCUUGCAAACAGCUUAUUGGUUAAUCGUUUGUCGCUGUUUUCCUGUCGCUGCUUGAGUCUUAAUUAGAUACACGUAUUUUGCAAAAGAUUAAAACUGGUUUGUAAAUUCAUGUAGUUUUUACUUUGGUUAAGAUUUAAGAAUCGAUCAUAGGAUGAAAACCAUUACUUAUUUCAAUUCAUUAUUAUAUGUGACUGUCCGUAAAAAAGCAAUAUUAUAUGUGUUGCAUGCUAUACCAACAAACUGUAGGAUACGUUUGAAACACUCAAUAAAUAUAUCAUUGUGCUUUAUAACCUUUUCCCCUUUAAUUAUGUUUCUGAAUUGAUAUGAUUUAUGAAUAGAUUGUCGUCCAUAAAACAGUUGUCAUUGACAUGGUUUACAGUUUUAGAUGUUUCACAUUAGCUUUAGUUAUUGCCAUUUUUGUGUGUGGAAUGAGUAUUGCUCCUAAAUAUAUACCCUUAAUUUUAUUUUUUUAGAUAUACAUAGAUAAUAUAUUCAUUUAUAGUUACAUUAGGGAAGGAAUUACUAAGCUUUCUACACAAAAAAAAAAACACAAAAAACAAUCGGCAGAACGAGUCGCUAGUAUACGGGUUCUCCUUGAUGCACUGCAAAUGCGCAUGCUUAUGUUUUCAUUAUUAUUAUUUCAUUUUUGUUUGUUUGUAAUAUUAAUGUAUUCCUUUCCUGUCCUAUUAUUAUUAUGUAUAUAAUGUGUAGCAAACUAGAAUGUAUGUAUGUUACCUAAGUAUAAAUGUACAUAGUGUAUAUAGAUUGUGUUUUCUUACUUUCCCAGAUGAGCGUUAUGACCAAUAUCGCUUCAUCUAGGCGAAGAAGAUAAUUUAUACGAGGGUGACUCAAUAUGUAGUCAAUAUGUAAUGCAAUAUGAUCAAUAAAUAUAACAGAAGAGUAAA
Messenger RNA from Ruditapes philippinarum (Manila clam), 3098 nucleotides. RefSeq names its product toll-like receptor 2. NCBI's taxonomy places the organism in Eukaryota, Metazoa, Mollusca, Bivalvia, Venerida, Veneridae. Gene Ontology annotation, cellular component: membrane. The transcript is spliced from 3 exons. The record is from RefSeq and is a predicted model, not a curated record. Bases 106 to 2178 code for a protein of 690 amino acids. Gene Ontology annotation, biological process: toll-like receptor signaling pathway; immune response. Gene Ontology annotation, molecular function: transmembrane signaling receptor activity; protein binding.